Messenger RNA from Salarias fasciatus (jewelled blenny), 1098 nucleotides. Its product is annotated as 5-hydroxytryptamine receptor 3A-like. The annotation marks the transcript as partial. The transcript is spliced from 7 exons. Gene Ontology annotation, molecular function: transmembrane signaling receptor activity; extracellular ligand-gated monoatomic ion channel activity. NCBI's taxonomy places the organism in Eukaryota, Metazoa, Chordata, Actinopteri, Blenniiformes, Blenniidae. Gene Ontology annotation, cellular component: membrane. Gene Ontology annotation, biological process: monoatomic ion transmembrane transport. The record is from RefSeq and is a predicted model, not a curated record.
UGUGGAAUUGAAAAUAUUUCUCUUCCAAGUGACAAGUUGUGGAAGCCAGACAUCACCAUCGAAGAAAUGACCGAGACGGACAAAGCUCCCCCUCCGUAUCUCACCAUCAACAAUAUGGGUGAGGUGGAAGUUCAGGACGACCAGGUGCUCGUCAGCACCUGCAGGAUGCACAUCUACCAAUUCCCCUUUGAUAUUCAGAACUGCAACCUCACCUUCAAAUCUGUUGCACAUACUAUCAGAGACAUUCGACUCCAGCCGAGUGACAACUCCUCGGAGGCCACAGAGUGGUCUCGGGACUUGAUGCGGACCCAGUACGAGUGGCUGUUCAUGAACAUGGCAGUCACCUACCUCAACACCAGUGAUCGAUUUGGACAAGACUUUGUCGUUUACACCAUCACGAUGAAGAGGAAGCCUGUUCUCUACAUUGUUAACUUCCUGCUUCCUGUCCUCUUCUUCUUGUGCCUGGACUUGAGCUCGUUCCUGAUCUCGGAUAACGGCGGCGAGAAGCUCAGCUUCAAGGUCACCGUGCUGCUGGCCGUGACAGUGCUACAGCUCAUCCUAAAUGAAAUUCUGCCCUCUUCCUCCAACAGGAUCCCACUUAUAGCGGUUUACUGCAUUGGGAUUUUUGCCCUGAUGAUGCUGAGCCUGCUUGAGACAAUUUUGGUGAUGUAUCUGAUGGAGAAAGACUCCAUAUCAUCGGACAGCAAGACUGAAAGAGAUCAAAAUGUAAGAGAGGACGGCAGCUAUCAGAACAACACCAACAGCCACUACUGCCAUAAAGAUCCACAUAAAUGGAUUCAAGAUGCACGUAUUUAUGAAGCGUCUUCUGGUGAAACUCCGUCUGAGCUGCUGCCUGAAGAUAAAGAGGGCAACGGCAACAGACUGACAGCGCAGUACCUUGGCUUGGAGAAGCUUUCCGAUGAGCUGAAGGAGAUGCGGAAAACAUUAAUUUUGCUCCUCAAAAGCAAGAAGGAAGAGGAGAAGCUGGGCUACUGGACCGGGGUGGCUAAAAAAGUCAACAGAGUUUUCCUGAUUUUGUAUCUGACUGUGGUCAGUGUGUUUCUCGUGGUUAUCUUCUCAAAAUGGAACAAUCCAUAG